This is a messenger RNA of Leptidea sinapis, 4561 nucleotides long. It is a transcript of the gene Myo61F, whose product is annotated as unconventional myosin IC. The record is from RefSeq and is a predicted model, not a curated record. Gene Ontology annotation, cellular component: actin cytoskeleton; cytoplasm; plasma membrane. The coding region runs from base 94 to 3477 and encodes 1127 amino acids. Gene Ontology annotation, molecular function: microfilament motor activity; ATP binding; actin filament binding. Lineage: Eukaryota; Metazoa; Arthropoda; Insecta; Lepidoptera; Pieridae. The transcript is spliced from 20 exons. Gene Ontology annotation, biological process: vesicle transport along actin filament; actin filament organization.
AGACACGUCCGUCAAGGAUCAUGUAUUAAAAGCAAUAAAAAUAUUUACUAGAACUUGUGUUGCUUUCGUGAGAGAAUUUCCGUGAAAUACAAAAUGACGGAACCUGAUUCAGUGCAAGUUGCUGAUAAUGGACAGCCAUCUGUCAAUAGCGGGGACGCUGCUGUAGCUAAUAUAGCAGAAGUUGGAGAGAAAGCUGAUAUUGUAACACCAAUGGACAACAGUGUGGCUGAAAGUUCUGCAGAGAUUAAAACAAUGACACCAACAAUAACAGUUAGUUCUGUAGAAAAGACUGCUGAUGGAGUCAUUAACAGCGGUGUGGUACCUGCUAAACCUACAGAAACACCUAGCACCCUUCUGCGGCCGGUGUCAGUCCAGGGCGUGAUGGAGCAUGCUCUGCAGCACCGCGACCGGGUGGGAGUUCAAGACUUUGUGCUGCUCGAGGACUACCGCUCCGAGCCGGCCUUCAUCGACAACCUGAGGAAACGAUUCAGCGAGAAUAUCAUCUAUACAUACAUCGGUAACGUGCUGAUCUCCGUGAACCCGUACAAGCCUCUUCCGAUCUAUACUGAAGAGAAGACCAAGCUCUACUACAAGAAAGCUUUCUUUGAGGCUCCGCCACAUGUAUUCGCGAUAGCUGAUAACGCCUACCGUUCUCUUGUUUAUGAACAUAGAGAGCAAUGCAUACUGAUCUCAGGUGAAUCCGGUUCAGGAAAGACUGAAGCUUCAAAGAAAGUUUUAGAAUACAUAGCAGCCAGAACCAACCAUCUACAAAAUGUUGAGAAAGUCAAAGACAAACUCCUACAAAGUAACCCCCUACUCGAAGCUUUCGGCAACGCCAAAACUCACAGAAAUGACAACUCAAGCCGAUUUGGCAAAUACAUGGACAUUCAGUUCAACUAUGAAGGUGCUCCCGAAGGAGGUCACAUACUCAACUAUCUUUUAGAAAAAUCUAGAGUUGUCAGCCAAAUGUCUGGGGAACGAAACUUCCAUAUAUUCUACCAGCUGCUAGCUGGAGCUGACCAACAUCUGAUGAAGGAACUCAGGCUGCAAGGAAGACCAGAGUUAUAUAAAUAUACUACGGAUAACACACCUUCUACACAAAAAAUUAAUGACGCUGAACAAUUCAAGACUGUAUUAGAAGCUAUGAAAGUGAUAGAGAUUACCGAAGUUGAACAGAAGGAAAUAUUCGAUAUAGUGGCUAGUGUAUUACAUCUAGGUAAUAUCAAAUUUGUGCAAAACGAAAAAGGAUAUGCUGAGAUUUUAAAUCAUGACAAUAGCAAUGUAGAUGUUGCUGAUCUUUUGAAAGUAAACGUGAUGAAACUUCGAGAAGCUCUCACGAGUAGAACAAUAGACGCUCGAGGCGAUGUCGUCAACACUCCCUUGGACCUCGAACAGGCACAGUACGCCAGAGAUGCUUUAGCGAAGGCCAUAUACGAAAAACACUUUAGCUGGCUUGUAUCAAGACUCAAUUCAUCCUUAGCGCCUAAAGACAAGGACCCACGAGCCUCUGUUAUGGGUAUUUUGGACAUCUAUGGAUUUGAGAUCUUCCCUAAAAACAGCUUUGAACAAUUCUGCAUCAACUUCUGCAACGAGAAACUUCAACAGCUCUUUAUCCAGUUGACUUUGAAACAGGAGCAGGAAGAGUACCUGCGGGAAGGAAUCGAGUGGGAGCCUGUUGAGUACUUCAACAACAUCGUAAUCUGCGACCUUAUUGAAGCGAGACAUCAAGGUAUAAUAUCAAUCUUAGACGAUGAAUGUCUCCGUCCUGGUGACGCGACGGAUCUCAGCUUCUUGGAGAAGUUGACCCAGAAACUGGACGGUCAUGCUCACUACAAAUCGCAUAGAAAAGUCGACAGCAAAACUCAAAAACUAAUGGGAAGAGAUGAGUUCUGUCUCGUUCACUAUGCCGGGGAAGUAACCUAUAACGUUAACACGUUCCUGGAGAAAAACAACGAUCUCCUGUUCAGAGACCUGCAAGGACUGAUGGCCUCCUGUGGCAACACUAUAGUUGGAACUUGCUUUAAGGACCUGAACCUGUUGAGCAAGAAACGUCCAGAAACAGCUGUGACACAGUUCAAGAUCUCCCUCAAUGAGCUGAUCAAGAUCCUCAGCAGCAAGGAGCCGUCCUAUAUCCGCUGUAUCAAACCUAACGAUUUCAAGCUACCUAUGCAAUUUGAUGAUAAGCUGGUGUCCCAUCAAGUCAAGUAUCUGGGUCUGAUGGAGAACCUUCGAGUCAGACGAGCUGGAUUUGCUUACAGGAGGACUUACGAAGCUUUCCUUGAAAGAUACAAGUGUCUCAGUUUGGAAACUUGGCCAAACUUCAGAGGACCAGCGAGAGAUGGAGUACACAAACUUGUGCAGGCUCUGGGCUAUGAUAAAGAAGAUUUCAGAAUGGGCAACACAAAAAUCUUCAUACGAUUCCCGAAAACGCUGUUCGAGACAGAAGACGCCUUCCAGAUAAAGAAGAAUGAUAUCGCAACGAUCAUUCAGAGCCGCUGGCGAGGAUACUGGCAGAGGAAGCAGUACCUCAAGAUGAAAGAGUCUGCCAUCAUCAUACAAAAGUGGGUCAGGAGGUUCCUGGCGCAAAGACUGCGGGAGAGACGGAGAAAAGCUGCCGACGUCAUCAGGGCUUUUAUCAAAGGAUUCAUAACAAGGAAUGGACCAGAAACCCCAGAAAACCGGCGUUUCCUCGCCAUCGCCAAAGUCCACUGGCUAAAGAGACUUUCUACUCAGCUCCCGAAAAAACUGCUGGACUUAUCAUGGCCGAUUUGCCCCGCAACUUGCCAAGAGGCUUCGAAGGAGCUGCAUCGGUUGCACAGAGCGCACCUCGCCAGGAAAUACCGUCUGGCAUUGUCGCCUGCUGAGAAAAAGCAGUUCGAGCUGAAGGUUUUGGCGGAGAAGAUGUUCAAAGGCAAGAAGAAUAGUUAUCCAAGCAGCGUCGGCGAGAGAUUUGUCGACGACCGUCUGACGGAGGAGCAUCGCGUGUUGAGGAAUACAUUCAUGGCAUCUCCCUCAUGGCCCAGCGGCGAACAGCUCAUCUAUUCGUGUGAAGCUGUGAAGUACGACCGGCGCGGGUACAAACCCCGCGAGCGUGCUCUGCUGGCGUCCGACAAAGCGCUCUACGUACUCGAUGCGGCCGCUCGCAAGACGUACAAGCUGAAGCACCGCCUGCCCGUCGACAAGCUGAGGGUCGUCGUCACCAACGAGUCUGAUGGACUAGCUCUCGUCAAGAUACCCCAGGAGCUGAAAAAGGAUAAGGGGGAUUUAAUUAUAUCGGUGUCGCACGUGAUCGAGGCCCUCACCAUAGUCACGGACUACACCAAGCGACCCGAGAUCGUCGAGAUUGUUGACACGAGAACCAUUGCACAUAACCUGGUGAACGGCAAACAGGGCGGCACCAUCGAGGUGACCCACGGACCGCAACCCGCCAUUCAACGCGCCAAAAGCGGCAACCUUCUCGUGGUUGCAGCGCCCUGAGUAUUGUAAACAUGACAAGCAAUUCAAAAACAAUUUUCGUUUUAUAGUCAAAUUGUUAUUUCUUCCUUAACUUAUUUCGUCGUAAGAUAUAAGAUUUAUAUAAUAUAUUGUUUUAUAUGCAUAAAAUUAUUUACUAAUCGGUACUUAGUACUUUGAGAAUGUAAUCAAAAAUAAAUUUUUAUUAUCAAUAUUGGUUUAUUCUUUGCAAAAUGUAGGUACUAAUAAAAUGAAAUACUGAAUUAUGUACUUAGGUCAGAAUAAGGCCCGGUAUCCACCAAAGCAGAGAGGAGAGGAGAUAAAAGCGAAGCUGUCAGGUUAUUUCCACCAGAGCGGAGAGAUGUGAGCUGUGUUCAUAGCACGCUCGACGCGGCACAAUAUUCUAUAGCCAAAUGAGACCUCUCUUCCUCCAUUUCCAUUCUCUUGAUCCAUUUCCACCGAAGCAGAUACGGAAGGAGAUGCGGAAAUAAUGAAAUCUGAUUGGUUAUCAAAAUACAUCUCCUCUUCGCUUUGGUGGACAAAGAGCCUGCAGAAUCCUAAAACAAUGUUUGAAAUUCUUGACAGAUAUCAGUGAACGCACAGGAAAGAUAUGAUAAUUUAUACCUACUUGGUGGCGAAGUGUGUGUACUGAUGUUAUAGAAAUACAUUGUGACGUUUUUAUAUGUGGCAAAUGAUGAGUGCACCGAAGGGAGGACAGUAGUAACAAAAUGAUAUAUUAAAUACAUUGUUUCCUAUUUAUUGUAAGUAUAGGUAUAAAGUAUAUCCAAAGUAUUAAGAAAUGUUAACGCAUAUCAAAAAUCCUUAAUGAUUCCUCACCUUUCACGAAUCACUUUUUCUGUAACACUGCUAAAUAGCUAGGUAGAACUUUUUCAAAAAUACUAUGAAAGCUGAAUCACAGUGGUGCCCGAAUGUAGUAUUAUUGUCUACAUAUAAUUAUGUGACCCUAGCAGAGAAUCGAGUAGAUAGAGUACCUAUAUGUGUAUUAACGAGAUUAGAUUUUAUGGUGGGUACACAAACAUUCUUAUGACCAUAAUUAAAAGUGCCUUGUAAGUCAAUUUCAUUUUUACAUAAUAAAUAUUAUAAUGCA